Messenger RNA from Apodemus sylvaticus (European woodmouse), 1866 nucleotides. Its product is annotated as olfactory receptor 10C1-like. The record is from RefSeq and is a predicted model, not a curated record. Gene Ontology annotation, cellular component: membrane. Bases 64 to 1002 code for a protein of 312 amino acids. The transcript has a single exon. Gene Ontology annotation, biological process: G protein-coupled receptor signaling pathway. Gene Ontology annotation, molecular function: G protein-coupled receptor activity; olfactory receptor activity. Lineage: Eukaryota; Metazoa; Chordata; Mammalia; Rodentia; Muridae.
ACAUUGUCCAGAGGAAUACCAUAAAGCUACUUAUUUGCUGUCUUUCUCUCAUUCCCAGGACUCAUGGAUCAUGUCAACUACACCUGGACCCGGACUUUCAUCCUUGCUGGUUUCACUACCUCUGGCACCCUGCAACAUCUUGCAAUCUUUGGGACCCUUUGCAUCUAUCUCCUCACACUGGCAGGGAACUUGUUCAUCAUUGUCUUGGUUCAGGCAGAUUCAGGGCUGUCCACUCCCAUGUACUUCUUCAUCAGUGUCCUCUCCUUCCUGGAAAUCUGGUAUGUCAGUACCACAGUGCCCACCUUGCUGCAUACCCUGAUCCAUGGGCAUUCACCCAUCCCAUCAGCUGCAUGCUUUAUCCAGCUGUAUGUCUUCCACUCCUUGGGUAUGACCGAGUGCUACCUGUUAGGUGUCAUGGCCCUGGACCGCUACCUUGCUAUCUGUCGCCCACUGCACUACCAUGCACUCAUGAGCAGACAGGUACAGAAACAGCUAGUUGGGUUUACAUGGAUGGCAGGCUUUUCAGCUGCCCUAGUGCCUGCAGGUCUAACUGCCUCUUUGCCCUAUUGUUUGAAAGAGGUAGCCCAUUACUUUUGUGACCUGGAACCUGUAAUGCAGUUAGCAUGUGUGGACACUAGCUGGCAUGCUCGGGUUUAUAUUGCAGUGAUUGGCAUGAUCAAUACAUGCAAUCUUGUUUUCAUCUUGGGACUCUAUGGAGGUAUUGUGAAAGCUGUGCUGAGGCUGCCUUCAGCUGCUAGCCGUGCCAAAGCUUUUUCUACAUGUUCCUCCCAUAUAACCGUAGUGACAUUGUUCUUUGGCUCUGCCUUCAUUGUCUAUGUAGGGCCAAAAGAGAUUCUAGCUGAGGGCAGAGACAAGCUUAUUGCCUUGGUAUAUACUUUGUUCACCCCUUUCUUCAACCCUAUUAUUUAUACUCUUCGCAAUAAGGAAGUCAAAGAGGCUUUUAAGAGGGUCACACAGAGGAUUAAGGCUGUGCUGAAUUGAUUUUGAAGUCCCCUAGAUUUAUAUUAUACCAUUUGAAAAGUGCAAGAUUUAGCUGCUUACUUAUGUAGACAGUUACCUGGUUGUUCCAAUAAUAUGUGAAAUUUUCAACUCAAGCAGUUUAUGAUCAGGACAAAUUUAAAAAUGUCCUAAUGUGGGAGUGGGUGAGCCAGAGAUUCUAAGGGAGAGAAAAAACAUGAAGCUCACCUUUCUCAGGCAGAACUUAGUAAGAAAUUGUUAUAAUUUCUACAAUCUGGACUGGCUCUGGGUUUGCAUUUCAGACUGGACUUUUGGAGAAAGACCCAGAAGAUAUUGAAAUUAGUUAAAGAUGUGGGAAGAGAGCAUUGGGCAAAUGUUGUGAUGGAGACCAGUGAAUUAUGAAAACAGAACACACGAGUACAUGGAAUUCGGUAUACUUGGGCAAUAUUGUGAUACAAUAUGUUGGAAGAUGGAGUGGAGGUUUCCUCUAAUAUGAAACAGAAUGGGAUAGGGGAAAAAAGUAGCUUAGACAAUUGGCAAUAUAAACAGCUUAUGAAAUCACUGUCUGCACUCUGAAUCCAGGCCACAAGAAAACAUUGUUGGUGCAGCUCAUAUGGGAAGAACCGGCUUUUUGAACCAUGCAAAGAUGUAAAGACACCAGUAUGGAUGUCUUCACUCAGGAGCAGACAGUAGCUGUUCUGUGCUUCUGCUUUUACAGUGUAUAUGGUUUCACCUCAGAGCAGACCUGAGGGCACUGUCAAGCUUAUUGCUUUAGUGUAUGCCCUCCUGACUCCAUCCCUCAACCCUAUCAUCUAUUCCCUCCACAACAAAGAAGUGAAGGAGGGGGAGGGAAGAGGGCUUAUGGGACUUGUGGGGAGUGGGGACCCA